AUGGCUCUACAGGACAGCUCUGUUCCUUUCCACUGUGACAAGAGACACUCAACCUUUUCCUCCCUGUCCCCCUCUCCAUCAACACAUACCUGCCGCCCAUUCCCUUUGUCUCACGGAACCACUACACUGGCUUUUGUGUUCCAAGGUGGUGUUAUAGCAGCGGCAGACACACGUGCCAGCUGCUCAGGGCUUGUUGCCUGUCCUUCUGCCCAGAAGAUAUUGCCAAUCCACUCCCAUUUACUUCUCACCACUUCAGGCAGUGGUGCAGACUGCAUGCUAUGGGAGCGAAUCCUGGCCAGAGAGAUCCGUCUUUACCAGUUACGCCAUGGCCGACGAUUGUCAAUCACUGGCUCUGCAAAGCUCCUCUCUCAUAUGUUGUACCCAUUUAAGGGAACUGAUGUGUGUGUGGCAGCUACUUUGUGUGGUUGGGAUGUAGAGGAGGUUAGGGUGGAUGAAUCAAAGGAACAAAGAGUUAAGACGAUGGAAUCAAAAGCAUCAGGCAGAGACAAUAUCUCCCCAGCAGAAGUACCACCUGAAGAGUCAGGAGUGUGUGCACAUGAAACUGGUAGUCAUGAUGACGUGACUGGCAAAGCCAAUGAUCGUUGUGGCCCAAAGCUGUUCUAUGUGUGCAGUGACGGCACUCGUCUGCAAGGAGAACUGUUCUCAGUGGGCUCCGGUUCACCCUAUGCCUAUGGAGUACUGGAUGUGGGAGUGCGCUGGAGCCUGAGUGCGGAGGAGGCAAUAUCACUGGCCAGGGAGGCUGUGUACCGCGCCACACACAGGGAUGCAUAUUCAGGGAACUGUGUGGACCUGUUCCACAUCACUGCCCAAGGAUGGAACCGCAGAGACAGAGAGGACCUGAGGAAUGAGUACCACAGAGACAGCGAAAGGAUUUUGAAAAGGGGGAAUGAGGGUGGGUCACAAGAGGAGAAAGAUAGGACAUUUGAGUAG
Esox lucius (northern pike) is the source of this 951-nucleotide messenger RNA. It is a transcript of the gene psmb11a, whose product is annotated as proteasome 20S subunit beta 11a. The transcript is spliced from 2 exons. Bases 1 to 951 code for a protein of 316 amino acids. Lineage: Eukaryota; Metazoa; Chordata; Actinopteri; Esociformes; Esocidae. The record is from RefSeq and is a predicted model, not a curated record. Gene Ontology annotation, cellular component: proteasome core complex.